GGCUUGGUAGCCUAGCAAUGUAGGAUAUCGGAUCCAAUCCGACCAACUCCGAUCCAAUGACGAACACUUCCGAUUUUAGAUCUCAUUUUUGACAAGUUGUCACAUACACAUCAGAACUUUCCUGAAUGUUAUGUUUGCCAAGAACUCAUCUUAUAUCCAUCUGACCACUUUUCUCAUCAUGUUGCUCGUCAGUGUGCUGUUUUUGUCUAUAGUUGGACCUUUGUGCGCUUCCUUGAAACGAUCGAGUGAUCAACUGUCCGAAAGAAUUCCUACACCUGAUGCUGUUUCAAACACGUUAUGGCCUCUUCCAGCUUCGGUGAUAAGCUCCGGACCGCCUCUUGUAAUUUCUCCAGCUUUCGUUAUUCAGACAUCGUCAAGCUCGGGUGUCGUGAAACGCGGAAUAACACGAUAUUUGGAAAUAAUAUUGCGGCAAAUUGGAGGAAAUCAUAUGCAGAAUCCGAGUGGAAAAAGUGAAACGUUGAGUGAACUUGUGUUGAAUGUGCGUAGUGAUGAAGAGGUUUUGCGCGUUGACACCUCCUACUGGUAUAUGUUGAACAUCAGCAAUGGCCAGGUAUGGGUUGGAAACAUUCACCCAGCUAAUUGAAAAUGGAAAUAUAAUAAAUAGUGAUGUGACGAUUGAUGAUGAACCCAGAUAUGUACACAGAGGCCUCAUGCUAGAUGCUGGGCGCAGAUAUUUUCCCCUGGAACUUCUGUAUAAUAUUCUGGAUGGCAUGAGCUCUGUCAAGUUAAAUGUUUUGCACUUCCAUUUUGCAGACUUCUGUCGAUUCAGUGUUGAAAGCAAGCUCUAUCCAGAUUUAAGAAACAACGAGAGUCAGUUUUACUCCCAAGAACAAGUAAAAUCACUGGUAUCUUAUGCUGCUGACAGAGGAAUAAGAGUAAUUCCAGAAGUUGAAUCAGCAUUCCAUGUCCUUGGAAUGAUAGGACUACAGAACAAGACUAAAGGGUUAUAUUUCUGCAAUAACUCAAUAGGAUACAUUGAGCUUUACAAUGAUCCUGAGGGAGUUACAGUGAACACAAUGAAAGGCAUUCUUGAAGAAAUGAUGACACUAUUUCCUGAUCAGUACUUUCAUCUUGGUUUGGAUGAAGUGAUAACUACAUCUGUGUGUACUAUGGAAAAAACCAAGGAGUUAGAGCAGGAUUUGCUCAAAUUUCUUCAACAGAAAGGCAAGACACCAUAUGCUUGGCAGGAAGCACUUUUAUCAACAGCUGCUGCAGUAAAUGGAACAGUGUUACAAGCUUGGAAAGAUGUAUCAUUGAAAACUCUUGUAGAUAAAGGAUUUCAAGUGGUAAAUGCAUUGAUGAAUCACUUUUACCUGAAUUAUAUUUCUAAUGCGAGUGUGUCAUGGACUGACAUUGCAACAGGAUUAAACCCUGAUGAACAGACAAUGCUCCUUGGUGGUGAAAUGGCAAUGUGGACAGAUGAUUACUGCUUUGUGUCCGAGUGUUUUUUGUACAAAAGGGCUAAACCUGUUGCUUGGUGGAUGUAUGGGCCAGAUGCUGAUUCCCAGUUUACUGAAUCAGUCAGCGGCAUCAUUUGGCCCAGAGCCAUUGUUGGUGCUGGCUCUUUUUGGAAUUAUCAGGCAGACUUGAAACCUGACAGCCCAGAGUUUCAGAUGAGAGUGGAUAGUCAACACAAGAGAAUGAUUGAACGUGGAAUUCUUACAUGUCCUUUGGGAUGCAAGUGUGACUAUCUUAGCAGGUGUGGGCAAUCCUAUCCACACCCCUAAUCUUUUAGUAUUGAAAUAUUGGUUGCAGUUUACUGUAGAAUGUGUCUAAAGCCUGGGACACACCUGGUGAUUUUAUUCACCAAUGAAAGCGAUGGUUGACAAUCGCAGAUGUCUUACAUGCCAGAUAUCAGCAAUUUUAUAUGCCAAUCACAGCAAUCACAUUUGUCAUGUUUGGUAAAUAAAAUCACCAGGUGGGUUGCUGGCUUAAGGAAUGAAUAGGUAACCUUUUGUUCAGUCUGUGGUCUAGCACCUUCGCAAAUGAAUACUGUAGCUGUUAAAUCAAUUAUUUCUAUCAAACCAUGUAGCUUAACUUUAAGGUAAAAGUCAGCUGGCUGUAAGAAUUCUAGGAGAUCUUAAGGUGUUUUUGGUCUCUGUUCAUGAGUUUGAUGGAAAGCUUCCAAAGAUUCAAAAUGCAUCACCAUCUGUGGAAACAAGAUUCUCCUUUUAAAUUUCUCCUGUUUUGAAGAGCUCUUUCAGAAAGGUGUGUUUCCAGUGAAAUAUUUAUGGGGAUUGGUGUGAACAGUGGGCCUUCAAUAAGCUGAAUCUAUAGAAAAUUCCAACAGAUGAAUCACUGUACUUCUCUGUUUGAAUGUGUAUGUCACCAAAGACCUAUUUUUGGUCAAGGGUACAUUGAACAACAUCAAAGGAGAAUUUAUAUUUUGAUGGUAAACUCAUCUAUCAAUAAUCAAUUGUCAUAAGUGUGUGUUUCCUUUUAAUGUUGCAAAAUCAGAGGCUGACUCACAAUAUUUUAUUCAGCUCUUAAGUGUUUUGAUUGACUUUAAGCCAGCAUGGUACAUUAACCAGGCUAUUUAAGUUACUAACACUAUAUUACACUGUAAACUGAGGUGUUAAUUUACCGUUUUAAGAGAGAAAUGUGGAGGAAAGUAAAACUUGAGUAAAAUAGAC
Messenger RNA from Pocillopora damicornis (cauliflower coral), 2654 nucleotides. RefSeq lists its product as uncharacterized. Gene Ontology annotation, cellular component: membrane. Gene Ontology annotation, molecular function: beta-N-acetylhexosaminidase activity. Gene Ontology annotation, biological process: carbohydrate metabolic process; glycosaminoglycan metabolic process. NCBI's taxonomy places the organism in Eukaryota, Metazoa, Cnidaria, Anthozoa, Scleractinia, Pocilloporidae. The record is from RefSeq and is a predicted model, not a curated record.